AUGCUAUCUACAUCCCCUCCACCUGGAAUUUCACCGCCGCACAGGUCACCGGCCGUGAGCAGCCUACAUGACCUCGAUUUCGAGGUGGUGGAAGAGCCCAAACCAACCGCUAAGCCACCACCGCCUGUGCCUCCAACUCUUUCACUGGACUUGCGUUUGAGAUGGCUAGAGGCUCUGCUGCUUGGAGCACGUCCAGAUGUUGCAGAGCGCAAGCACACCGAGACGAGAGCUGGCGAGACUGUGGCGCGGAGCGUAGAGGACCUGCAACGCAAGCUUGAUACAAUUGUGCAAAGCAAUGACGGUCUUCGCAGAUUUAUGGAUCAUUAUGAGCAAUAUGCCCAGUACCUCACUCCUGCAUUCGCUCUAUCCGGCUUAAUCCCAAUCGCGCCCUCAUACGAGAACAUGACCCCAGCCGAACUCGAGGCAUUUCUUACCGAGAUGGAACCCGAUAUUCGUGCCGCCGAGCGUGACCUACGCGAGAUUGCUGCUCUCGAAGACAAAGGCGUCACUGGUGCUGGCCGACUGGCAGAGUGCAAAGACUUGCAGCCACUAUUAGAAGCAUUGUUGAAAGCGCAGGAGGAAGACGGAAAGAUGGCAUCAGCACUCGAGACGCGGAUCGGGGCCCUCAUGGAUCGAUAUACUACGAGGGUCGAUACGCUUUCAGAAUUAUUUGUGGCGUGGGACGAGACGCUACAACAGGCAGAAGAUCGCCUUGUACAUCUCGAACAGCAACGGGAAGAACGGAGAAAGUUGGGUUAUGAAUGA
Molecule: messenger RNA, 765 nt
Organism: Laetiporus sulphureus 93-53
Lineage: Eukaryota; Fungi; Basidiomycota; Agaricomycetes; Polyporales; Laetiporaceae
Exons: 3
Coding region: 1-765 (254 amino acids)
Biological process (GO): cytoskeleton-dependent cytokinesis
Cellular component (GO): dynactin complex
Source: RefSeq, a predicted model, not a curated record